Messenger RNA from Astrephomene gubernaculifera, 1351 nucleotides. NCBI's taxonomy places the organism in Eukaryota, Viridiplantae, Chlorophyta, Chlorophyceae, Chlamydomonadales, Astrephomenaceae. The record is from the annotation of a GenBank genome assembly.
GCUAGGGGCAGCGGCGGGAGAGGACGGGGCGAGGGAAGGAGGAGGUUGCUCCUGCGUUGCGGGUGGUGGUGGUGACGGCGGCAGAAGGUCGCUAGGGGCGGGUGGUGGUGGUGGUGGUUGCAGUGAGGGGGCGGGUGCGGUGAGGCGGCUGGUGCUGGUGGGCUUCUCCAAGGGGGCGGUGGUGCUGAACCAGCUGCUGACUGAGAUGGCCUGGCGCGAGGAAACGCUCUUCCCCGCAGCAGCACCACAAGCAGCAGCACAACACCAUCAGCAGCAGGGGCCCGCCACGGGGCCUCAUGGGGCGCAGCAACAGCAGCCGACUAGGACCCUCGGUGCGGCUCCAGGCACAGAUGCGGCGGGGACACCUUCAACUCCAGUUGCCGCAACACUUGCAGCAUCACCAACCACAUCCCUAGCAGCGGGAGCAGUAGCAGCAGCGGCCCCGGCCCUGGUAGCAGCGGUACCCACCGCUGCUGCGUCCACUGCCCCCCUCGCUUGCUGCUCCUCCUCCUCGCCCCCGCCCCCGCCCGCUGGCAACCCUGCAGCGGCAGCGGCAGUGGCGGCGCUGCUGGACUCCGUGAGCGCCGUACACUUCCUGGACGCCGGCCUCAACUGCCGCGGUGUACACCUCACCGACCCCGCCGUGGUCUCACAGCUGGGGCGGCGCCACACGCGGGUGCCGCUUGCCGUACACCUGCAUGGGACACCGCGACAGUGGGGCGACCGCCGGCGGCCCUGGGUCGUCUCCGAGCGGGACCGCUUCCUGGCGCUGCUGCGGGGCGCGGGUGUGCCCUGCAGCCUGCAGCACUACUUCCAGGGGCAGCCCGCCUCCCUCCGGCAGCACUUUGACGUCAUUGCGCACAUGCGGCUGCCUGGCGCCGUCGGGGGUGACGAGACAGGAGAGGCGGGGUUACAGGGCGGCAGCGACGCAGCGGCCCCGGGGAGCGUGCUGAUGCGUGAGAUGCGUGAUGCGGGGAUGUAGAUGGUGAAGGGGUGUCAUUCUUUGGUAGGAGCGUGGCAAUUACGGCAACGAAGGAGGGAAACGACGAUAGGGUCGAAUGCGUUGGCACGAUGGAUGGCGCCGUGGCAGGAAGCAGAGCAGUGGGGGCUCCCAGCUCGUGGGGAAGCUCGGGUAGCUGUUCCAACACAUCCUGCCACUGCACUUCAUGGCCGAAAGUAAAGGCCGCUGUCUUGAUUGCAGUCGCUGCCAUGGACAGCUGGCACGCACGCAGGCAGCUCAACGGAUGGUACUGACACUUCACUGCAAAUGCUAUGGUGCACUUGAAGUAUUUACCGAGCAUGGACCCAUGUGCAACGCUGUGUAACACUGGCCCUUGAGGGCAAACACAUC